Molecule: messenger RNA, 990 nt
Organism: Sinocyclocheilus anshuiensis
Lineage: Eukaryota; Metazoa; Chordata; Actinopteri; Cypriniformes; Cyprinidae
Product: golgin subfamily A member 6-like protein 4
Exons: 7
Coding region: 1-990 (329 amino acids)
Source: RefSeq, a predicted model, not a curated record
AUGCUGUCCAGAGGCAAGGUAGCACCGGGCGAAUGGGCGCUACACCCUCAAACGGUUCAAGAGAUCUGGUCAGUCUUGGAGAGGGAACCAGGCCUGGUCCCCAGAGCUAGUGCAGCUCUCAGCAGCAGCCCUGUGGCCCAUUCCGCUGAGGAGGAACCUUCUCUCGCAAGCGAAAGAGGUAUAAAGGAUUUGGAGAAGGAUUCGGCGAAUAUGAGGACAAGCGCGAUGCUACUUGCGGAGGCGCGCGAGGAGAACGAGAGAGUGAACAGAGCACUGGAAGAUCAGGAAAAGGAGUUGCAGAUAAGGCGGGAGCGUUUGCGAGAAAGAGCGGACAAUGUGAAAAAAGACGAGGAGAAACUCAGGCAGUACAAACUGGAUACGGCGAAGGAGCUGCAAGAAAAUGAGGCCAGACGGUUACGUGCCAUACAAAAAACAAAGGAAGAGGAAGCUAAAAUCAAAGAGAAAGAAGAGAACAUUAAGAAACUAAUGACACAGUAUGAAGCCCUGCUGGCACAAAAAGAGCAACUGCACCAGCGUAAACUACUGGCCAAACUCCACCAGGAGAGCACUGCAAAGAUGUCUGGAAAGUUUGAGAACACUGGUCGACACCGUGACUGUCAUGGAGUGCAGUCCAUCAGAAAGGAAAUUCUAGAAAGACAAGCUAAUGAGAAAGAGACAGAGCACAAAAAGCUGGAACUGAUGAAGGACAUAAAGGAACAGCAAACUCGUCUCCUGCACUACACCAAACAACUGCAGCAGCAACAGACAGAGCUAGACAACAUACACUCAGAAACACACAAAUGGGAACUGAAACGGGAGGAGUUGCGUUCCACUGCAGAAAGAGAGGAGCUCCAGUACGCUCAGAUAAAGGUCAGGAUUCGUUCAAUUUAUCAAAUAAUCGCACCUUACUGGAGAGAGACUGUGGAUAUUGAGGACCCCUUCAAGCAACUGCAAUUGGUGAAUAAUGAGAAAUACUUCUGGCAUCCUUGA